Messenger RNA from Papaver somniferum (opium poppy), 1212 nucleotides. RefSeq names its product F-box/kelch-repeat protein At3g06240-like. The coding region runs from base 1 to 1212 and encodes 403 amino acids. The record is from RefSeq and is a predicted model, not a curated record. Gene Ontology annotation, molecular function: protein binding. The transcript has a single exon. NCBI's taxonomy places the organism in Eukaryota, Viridiplantae, Streptophyta, Magnoliopsida, Ranunculales, Papaveraceae.
AUGUCAAGGUUACCGGAAGAAAUCAUCGAGAAUAUACUCUCAUGGUUACCAGUCAAGUCCAUUGCAAGGUUCAGGUGCGUUUCCAAAUACUGGUGUAAUCAUCUAUUUCAAAACCCUAAGUUUGUAAAUCUCCAUCUUGAACAUGCUCUUCAAUUGAACAAUUAUAAUCUCUUGGUUAGCGACGAGGUACCUAAAGAAACUUAUCUCUAUUCCAUAGAUCAUACUGUGUUAUCUUCACAAUCUACACCAUUUUUAGGUCAAGCUGUGGGGAUUGAUUUUCCAUUUAUGUCUCAAAAAUCAGUUCCGCAAAUUCUUGGUUCCUGUAACGGGUUGAUAUGCAUAGCACCAUAUAGUUUCGGGAAUCUUUGCAUUUGGAACCCAUGUACCAAAGAGUAUAAAGAAGUACCCGAAAUUCCAAUUGAAUUUCCUUCUGUUGCCGCAGAACAACAGGAUUACUUAACUAUGUAUCGGUUUGGGUAUGAUUGCAGAAUUGAGGAUUAUAAGGUGUUAAGAAUUGUGGGGUUUGAUGCAGGUGUAGUUUCUGAAGCUAGGUUAUAUACUUUAGGAUUGAAUACAUGGAGAAGUCUUGGUUUCAUUCCUUUCAAUUUUUCUUUUGGAAAAAAUGCUGGGUACCUUCUUAAUGGUGUUUUGUAUUGGAUUGUUAGUGUUUGUCGUACUGGAAAUGAGUCCUCUGGUGUUAUUGUUUCUUUUGAUAUUUGCAAUGAAACAUUCCAUGAUAUGCCAUUACCUAACAACUACUCAAACAAAGACCGUUCGGUUUCAGAAUUGGGUAUGUGGGAAGGGAAAUUAUGCAUCCUCCGUAUGAAUCACAAGGAACAUCCUAAGAUUUGCAAGCAUCAUGACGAUCAUGUUGAUGUGUGGACAAUGAAUGGUAACACUUGGAGUAAGUUUUUGAACAUUACUGCUCAACUGACAGAUCUCAGUUACAGAAGGCCUUUACAGACUCUCCCGAAUGGCGAUAUCUUACUUGAAGGUAGACCAGAGGAGGGAGAGGGCAUUUGUUUGGUUUCUUAUAACCCAAAGCUGGAAAGAGCUAGAACUUUAAAGAUACAUGGUUUUCCUGAAGACUUUGAGUUGGUAACUUAUAUUGAGACUUUAGUUUCAGUUAACUCUGGUAUUUAUGUUGAGCAGCAACAACAAAGAGGGAGAAUCAGAAGAGGAAACAGACGAAGACCGGUGUUUUGGCACUAA